AUGUCCUCGCUGCAACAGUCUUCAAGACGGCGCUCGAAUACCGGACCUGCGCGGAUAGAUGGUGGGCUUUUGAUUUCGACUGCUUCGAAGUCUUCUCAUGCUGAACUCGGCAGGGCGUUGGGCAUGUACGCUACCCUACUGCAGAUACUAGCGCAAAUGCAGAAGCUCAGAGGUAUACGUCCUCUUGUGCUAGGUUCUCGGCCAUCUGCUAGCGGACAGAGAAUGGAUUACAUGAUGGCUUCAGAAUCAGUGGUCCUACGCCAGCUUGGGUACAGAAGAACGGAGAUUCGCGACGUUCUACCAGGAGAAGCAGUGAUCAUUCCAAAACGCUUACCCCCAGUGUUUGCCCAAGUCCAAGAGCAGAAAGCUUACUGCCCGGAUAUUUUUGAGUACUGCUAUUUCGCUAGACCUGAUGCGAUUAUCGAUGGCAUAAGUGUCCACCAGAGCUGA
Messenger RNA from Letharia lupina, 450 nucleotides. RefSeq lists its product as uncharacterized. Gene Ontology annotation, biological process: purine nucleotide biosynthetic process. NCBI's taxonomy places the organism in Eukaryota, Fungi, Ascomycota, Lecanoromycetes, Lecanorales, Parmeliaceae. Gene Ontology annotation, molecular function: amidophosphoribosyltransferase activity. The coding region runs from base 1 to 450 and encodes 149 amino acids. The transcript is spliced from 2 exons. Gene Ontology annotation, cellular component: cytoplasm. The record is from RefSeq and is a predicted model, not a curated record.